Acanthosepion pharaonis is the source of this 516-nucleotide messenger RNA. The record is from the annotation of a GenBank genome assembly. Lineage: Eukaryota; Metazoa; Mollusca; Cephalopoda; Sepiida; Sepiidae.
AUGCCAAACGAGUCUCUCUCUCUCUCUCUAUCUAUCUAUCUAUCUAUCUAUUCUCUUCAUAUCUACCUAUCUAUUUAUCUAUGUAAACUCUUCAUAUCUAUCUAUCUCUCUACCUAUCUAUGCAUCUCUUCAUAUCUAUCUAUGUAUGUAAUCUCUUCAUAUCUAUCUAUCUAUCUAUGUAGUCUCUUCAUACCUAUGUCUAUCUAUGUAGUAUCUUCAUAUCUAUCUAUCUAUCUAUAUUUGGAAAAGCAACUGAAGCACAAAAUCAAGUCAUUUAUUGCAUUUUCGGUUGCAAUUGAUGAGAGCACGGACAUUACGGAUGUUGUACAACUGGCCAUAUUCAUUCGUGGUGUAGACAAGACUUUGACCGUCAGUGGGGAGUUCCUGGAAUUGGUUCCUAUGAUGGACACCAGAACAGCAAAUGAUAUUUUCAUCUCUAUCGUUGGAGCGCUGGACAGGUCAGUGAGGACUAGACCCGUGUUGCCAGCGUGGCUACAGAUAUCGCUCCAUCAAUAG